Molecule: messenger RNA, 5583 nt
Organism: Parastagonospora nodorum SN15
Lineage: Eukaryota; Fungi; Ascomycota; Dothideomycetes; Pleosporales; Phaeosphaeriaceae
Exons: 4
Coding region: 1-5583 (1860 amino acids)
Cellular component (GO): site of double-strand break; nucleus
Source: RefSeq, a predicted model, not a curated record
AUGGUCUCGCCGCUGCCCACUGACCCAGAAAAAAGGAAUGGCACGCCGGGCAAGAAGAAGGGCGCCAACGACGGCCAGACAAAUAUGAAUGGGCCCGACUUUGCGAAAGCAAUUGGCAUCAACAAGCCCGCCAACGUAAAGGACAAGAUCAAGCGAUGGCAGCAAGAGGUCGAGCCAGACGCGGCGGGCGGCGCAGAGAAGGCGGGCCCGUCGGCGACAGAGAGCCCAAAGACCGCGCCGGCGACCCCAUCCGCACCCUCGCCGAAGCCGACGACGCCCAAAGUGAAGCCCAUAGACGACAAGCCCAACUGGAAGCCUGCGCACACGCCCAAGAAGUCGGCCGACGUCAGCCCGGAGCGGUCCACCAGCCCCAAGAAGACGCCCGUCGCACACAACAAGCUCGACGACGAGGUCCUCGUAGCGACCGCCCCCAAGAAGCGCGUUGUUAGCGACUCGCGCUGGCGCAACAAGCAGUCGCCGCCAAAGGAUACCGCCCGUCCGCCGCCCAAGACCAUCCCCAACGCCUGGGUGCGCCCCUCCAGGAUCGUCAAGAAAGACCGGCAGGACAGCAAUGAAGACAUCAAGCCGCCGCCCCUCGAAAAGCCAGAGCCCAAAUCACCGCAGCCGCAGCCGCUGGACCCGGCAGUGAAUGCGCUCGUGUCAUACAUGGGGAAGAGUACAGGCCAAAAGAAGCCUCCCGCCAAACAGCGAAGACCCUCGAAACCAUCCAGCUCCGAGAACGAACGGCCUAACAGCAAAGGCUCGGGCAGUGCAGGGGAAGUAAAGAGCGAAGAGGACGCCGCACUGGCCACAUCACCGAAGCCUCUUAAAGAACCCGCAGAAAUUAUCAAGGUUCGUCGCCGGCCGCGUGCGCGAACAUCGCCGAGGGGGUCGCUGUCGGCAGAAGACGUUUCCACACCUAGGCAAAGGCCUGCACGAAAAUCAGACACAUCGCUUGUCCAUGACCCCGACAAUGUCGUCACAGUAGAGUACGAAGAGAGCAGGAUAUCUGCAGUGACUUCACCACGAGACGACGAGCUACGCGAGAGGCGCAGACGGCGGAGACCCAAGAGCCAGGGUGAUGCAUCGGCGAACGAGGAGCGCAGAGUCUCGCCUGGACGGAGACGCCGUCGCAGGUCGUCUCCCAGGACAAGCCCACCGAAUAUCGUUUCACCACCUCCCGAGCCCGCAGCGCCCGCAACACCGCCCAACAAGAGCUUCGGGACAAGACUCGAGGCAUGGCUUGAUGGAACCCCUGCUCCGCCGCUCGAGAGGGAGUCGCGCCGCAAGCGACGAUCCAGAGAGUCAAUAUCAACCCUUGAGCUGCCGCCCAAAGCCAACGCAUCAGAUGUGACCGUGUCGACCGAGUCCAAAGAUGAGCCUGUGGAAGAAGAGCGACCCCGCAGCGGUGGAAGUGGAAGCAGGCGGCGCAGAAAACGACGCAGCCACGAGAUCAAGAUAGACACCAAGAUCGUCGAUGAGCCAGCCAGCACCGUCGUAUCUGAAGUCACAACUGACUUUACCGCCUCAACUCUGACGGCCUCCACGAUGACAGAAUCCACCAUCACAGACUCUACCAUUACGGAUUCUACCAUUACAGACUCUACUAUCACAGUCUCCACUGAAAAGGACUCCGAGGUCUCCCUCUCGCCCACACCUACCUUGAAGCGUCGAGGUGCAAAGCGCAGCCACCAUUCUCCAACCAAGAGCCGAUCCAUAUCCUCACCGCUGCGCGAGACCAUGUCCAUUGAUGACGAGCCAUAUCGAGAUGACAAAGAUUCUGAGGUUGCCUCAACCGCGCCUUCGUCAUCGGUAGAUAUCGAAUAUGAGCACGAGGCAUUGCGACCACGACCGCUUUCCGUGCAGCGUGGCUUCCCAUCCAAGGGCAAACGUCUUUCUACAAUUGCCUCUGUCGAUUCCUUUGCUACUUCGUCGCAAAGAGCGCCUCCCUCUGCAGCAACUUACUCUGAAUUUAGCACCAUCUCUGAGGAAACAGAGACCGUCACUGGCAGAUCGCAUCUAAAUCCGGAAACUUCAACCAUCGUCAGCCGCAGAAGCACGCGACGCAAGAAGCUUGCCACGCAUUCCGACUUGAUGUCUGUUUUAUCAAUGCCCAAAGCGGCAGGCACGAAGAGCAUUGUGUCUGCUCGAAGCAUCCGUACAAACAGGAGUCGCCUUGCUACUGCCACCAUGGGCGACAUCAUGAGGGAGCUUGCCUCGGACGAAAGUAAAUAUAUGCGAGAGCUACGCACUCUUGUUGACGGUGUGAUUCCUGUCCUCCUCAGCUGCGUCCUUUCAAAGUCCGAUUCUGCUGUCGCUGCUGGCUUGUUCUCUCGUUCAGCCCACACCGACCCCAGCGACGUCACCAAACCAAUUGUUAACAUGGGUGUAUCCCUUGAGCGGCUCAAGAACCUGCACAAGCGCGUCCCCAAAGAAGACCCAGAAGCUUUCGUUUCCUGGGCACAAAGUGCACAGCGAGUGUACGCCGACUACAUCGCUGCCUGGCGUCUGGGCUUCCAAGAUGUUGUAAUCAGCCUUGCACCCGCUGACGACGAUCCAUUCAAGCCAGCCAAAGUCGUCGAUGGUCCCGAGGAUGGGGCACCCUGGGACGAGGGCAUGCCACGGAAUGCCGAAGGCUAUGUCGUCAACGGAGAUGGUGAACGAGUCGAUGUGGCCUACAUGCUUAAGCGGCCUCUAGUGCGGCUCAAGUAUCUGGCAAAGACUUUGAAGGGUGUGAACCAUGUUAAGCCAUCAGAGCGCACGGAAGAUAUAUCGAAUAUAUUCCAAGAUCUCGUCAACGCUGCACGCAAGCGAUCCAACGACGAACAUGCCCGACUCGAAGACGAAGCUGCCACAAACAUCGAUGCUACACGUGCGCGCGACCCACGAAGCCUGGCACCACUUGCGGGCGUACGAAUUGAUCCUCAUCGUUGCGUGCGUGCUAGAGAUCAUUUCGACUUGCACCUUUAUCACUCCACUGGCCAAGAGGUCAGCUGUCGAGUGGAAGUCCUCAUCCGUGAUGAUGCUCCAGGAUAUGGAAACAGUGGAGAUCUACUGUUCUGCGAGGUCGAUGCAACUGGACGCUGGCUCCUUCUCCCACCCAUCAUACAAAAUCGAGUGUCGGCCCGCAAUGGUGACCUCAAGGGUGAGAUCAUCGUCAUGAUUCAAGGAGUGCAAGCAGAUGGAGCCGAAUGGAGCGAGGUCAUGUCUCUCAUCUCCGAUGACGAACAAGCAGGAUUUGAGUGGGUGCAAAUGCUCGGUCUUACUCCGAUACCGCCACAGAUCUCCGAGAUCAGAACACAAAGCAAGGCACAACCCUUGAGCAGCCAUGCACCAUCAUCACUACUAUCAGCUGGUACAGUGUCGACUGUCCCACACAAGAGCAGGACGCCUAGCCCGCACGAAAUCGAGAUUCCCAUUGGCGAACAACAUACCGAAGUCUCGAAGGUUUGGCGUUAUGACACGCCUGAGAAGCGCAGACAGUCGCGUACCGUGUCACCAACAACACCACCCAGCGCUGAACAGUCCCAAGUCAGCAACACUUAUGACGCCACUGAAUUAUCUUCCCCAGCUGAGGAAGUGCGUCCGGUCAGCGAAGGGUAUGAAGACCCUAAUCGCACGCCCCGCAGCCUUAACGAGGCAGUGAGGUUAGCCGGCACUGGUUCAUCUACUGGUCUCAAGCGCGCUAGAGCCACUAAACGCAUUUCAAAGAAUCUUGCUGGCUCGCCGAGCUCAGCACGACCGUCGCGCCAGAUUACCCUUGAAGACCCAGAAGAAGAGCCAAAGCCCGUGGAGGAGGAGAUCAAGCCGCGCAGAAAAUCCACCAAACGACGACCCCAGUCGCUCCCACCUGCGCCCUCUACAGUGUCAUCUUCAAGCAAGGCUUACAGCGUCUGGAUGCCAGGAUCUGAGGCAGAGUACUCGGACGAGUCUGAAGAGGAUACACAAAGCAUCGAUGAUACGGUCCUCGAGAACUACCCGCAUCAGCACCAGCCAGAACGCGUAGACAUCGCGAGCCAAGCGUCGAAGAGGUUGACAAAGUGGAUGAAGAGCGAAAGCGAGGAUGAUGUCGCGUCCGAAGGAGAACAAGAAAUAGAUGAAGAAGACGAUGCAAGCCUCACAUCAGACUCAUCUGAAGACGAACUCGAUGACGAUGUGCCAAUGCCGCUGAUGCCGAUUGGAUACAUUGGUCCGCGAGGUUACGCAACGCGACCAAACUCAGGUGGCAGAGAUGUUACACGACCAAGCCGAGACAAAGUCGACGUCGAAGACACUAAGAAGUUCCCUAAGGUCUCGCCACCCGGCUCCAUCUACACUCUUCCAAACGGCACAAUCACGCCUUCUCAAUCCGCAUCCAACACACCUUACCGGACUGUUCCUCAAGACAGCGGAAAGGCCACCAAGGCGGUUGCAUCCAUCUUCUCCUGGUCCGACGCAGGAAGGUGGGAUAGCCUGCAUCCUGAAGAGUGCAGCAUUGUUGUCACACCAGGAAAGAUCGAGGUCUUCGAAAUCUCCUCCAUGCAUUCAAAGCCCUUCGUGGCUGACGGCGACGAGAUCAUCCAGCCAGAAGGACGUGCUCCCCUUAUUGCGGUUGAGCUUACCCCUCUGGUACCACUUCGCAAAUCUACUGCUAUCGACAUCUCCAUCCGCUCUCCGCCCACAGGAGAGUCCCGAAUCAAGGCUGGCAAUAACAUAAUGCUGAGGAGUCGCAACCCCGCUGAAUGCUCCCAGCUGUACGCCAUGAUCAACCAGUCGCGUAUCAACAACCCAACCUACAUCGCGCUUCAGAACGCACGCGGACCAUAUGGACAAACGAGCUGGGCUGAGGCCAUGGAUCGUUCUAAUGCUGCCCGUUCGAACCAAAACGGUUCCUCAGGAUGGCUCACUGGCACGCUUGGUCGCAGGAGUAGCUACAGAAAGACAAGCACACGAGCCGCAUCCAUCUCCGCAGCCACCGACUCCUCCGUCGGCACCAUGAAUACAGCGCUUCGUUCUGCACUCGGUCGCUUCUCCUGGGCCAAGAACGGCGUCUUCAGCGUCCGCAACUCAACACUCGGCUCGCGCAGUGAUGGAUCAUCCUUUGACGCCGGCUCCAGCGGCGGUUCAGGAGCCUCAACACCCAACGGUGACACUAGAGCGCCAGGCGCACCGGCCGGCAUCACAAAUACAAAGUGCCGACUCUACGAGCGAGAGAGCCUGAAGAAAUGGCGCGACAUGGGUAGCGCCCGCUUGACAAUCAUGCUACCCAGCCCAAACCCAACCGAGCCAUCUUCACCCACAAAUCCACUGCAACGCGCGCCUGGCCAGAGAGAUAUCAAACAAGAGCGCCGCAUUGUAGUCACAGGCAAGAAGGGCGAGGUGCUACUCGACGUCACCCUAUCCGAGUCGUGCUUCGAGCGCGUGGCAAGAUCUGGUAUUGCUGUAAGCGUGUGGGAAGACGUCGUCGGCGACGACGGGCACGUAGGCCGCGUCGCAAAGACGGGCGGCGUCAGCGGAGCAAGAGCAAGAGUCUUCAUGAUUCAGAUGAAGAGCGAGAGGGAGUGCGCGUAUUGCUAUGGGCUUCUGGGUAAGCUCAGGUACUAA